Molecule: messenger RNA, 2306 nt
Organism: Hippocampus zosterae (dwarf seahorse)
Lineage: Eukaryota; Metazoa; Chordata; Actinopteri; Syngnathiformes; Syngnathidae
Product: proline-rich transmembrane protein 2
Exons: 5
Coding region: 310-897 (195 amino acids)
Cellular component (GO): membrane
Source: RefSeq, a predicted model, not a curated record
AUACAAAGACACCCUCCCCUCCCUUUGCAGUUGUUGCAGUCAAGCUGCAGCAGAGUCUUCAUUGUCUUCAUCAUUUCAACAGACCUUUCAUCCAUUUGGACUCCAGCUCACCAUCAUUACGAAUGAAAGUGAUGCUACCAAUGAUAAUUAUCAUGACCAGGGAUAAUCUUUGUUGAUCAUCAUUGCUGUUACUGACAUCGGUGGAUCGCAGCUUUUUCUUCUGCUCACCAAAAAAUGAACACUCAGCCGCUCCUGGUUUGUUAGAGCAGCUUUUCUUUUGCAUCUGUGUAGCCCGGCCCCUUUGGCAGCAUGGACGAGUCGCAGCGUGUGGGAGACAGAGACGCCGAGCGUGCGGCGGUGACGUGCCAACCAGGCGGUGACAGCCAAGAAACCCCACCCCCUACCACUGGAUCCACGGAGCACUUGGCAGUGAGCGACAAUAUCGCUAACGGUGUGGGUGCUGCCGCACCCUGCGCCUUGAUGGCCACGUCCCCGUCCAGCCCGGUAAAAGGGGGUCACGCCAACGGGCAUCCUCGUUCGGAGAGCCGAUCGGGUUCGGUGGCACACAACUCCCCGAGGCCGUCGCUCAACUCCCCACGGCCGUCGCUUGGCCGCCGGCCCAGUGCCAUGACAGAGGGUCCGGCCCAAGAGUCCAAACCACCAGACUACCUGAUGCUGGCCAUCCUGUCAUGCUUCUGCCCUCUGUGGCCCAUCAACAUUGUGGCCCUCACAUUCUCCCUCAUGUCUCGUAACAGCCUGCUGCAGGGGAACGUGGACGGCGCCCGCCGUUUGGGCCGUAACGCCAUGGUGCUGUCUGUGGUGGCCAUCUUGGGAGGCAUCGCCAUCAUCGUGGCCGCCAUCGCACUCAAUCGCGAAUUGAUUUUGAAAUCGGGAUAACACAUCGGUGCCACCUCCCGUCCGGAGAAUGCCUCCCCACAACCCCCACCGCCGACUUCCAGUCUCUGCACGAUGAGCAUGUCCCCGAUGUUCUACCUCCGCGGCAUGGGAACUCAUGUUGCCACGGAGACCAACAGCAUUCCUCUAUGUUAGCGGUGGGGAACAUGCAUGACCGACCAAAGCAAACCAAACAAGCAUUUAUUAUUUUUUUGCACUUAAAAGUUUACAAAUGCCCGUUUAUGCUGUCCGUUAUCGUGGCGAGCGCCCGUCACAUGUUGGCGGACACGCUUAGGUCACCGAGGAAUCUCGUGUAAUGCUGCAUGUUUACAACCUGUGACACUUUGUCACAUGGCCUUCUUUCGGUAGCACUUUGUAAAUAAGUUAUAGCGACUAACAAUUAUUUUGAUCAUCGAUUCUUCUGUUGGUUGAUAAAUCGGAUAAAUGUUCUGAUCAAAUGUCUGUUCCUUUCGUCCAAAACAUCAUUUCAAAAUAGCCUGUGCAGAAAAUUUACAAGCAUCAAUUGAUUCUGACUCAGUUCUGGUUUAUUCGACUAUGGAGGGAUGGAAAGCCAACAAAUUUGCAAAUGUCUCACUUUGAAAAAACACAAUCAGUCUACUUUCAUGGAGGACUCAAGAAACCAGAGAACAUCUCGAUUAUCAAAAUAGUUGUUUAAUAAUUUGUGAAUCGAUUAAUGGUUAUAAUUAGCAUGCUGGUUUACUAAUAAAUAAAUUGCUAACCAACCACUAGCGCCAUCGAGCUAACCUCAGCUAACAUUUGCGCAGUUUCGUCUUGCGCGCGCAUGAAAAUGGUGUCUGACCAACAAGUUCGCCCGCCGCACGAUUUACCGACUUGACGGUAAUGUGGUCGUUUUCAGUUUUUGCAGCCAAAAAUGUUGUGAGCAGGAUGUUUUGAUCGAACAAAUGUUUUGAGGCUUCCGUUGACUUGCUUACAUUUCGAUCUUGAUCUUCGCUAAUUUUGAACUCUUGAAUCUUCAAUCAUGAAAUCUUGAUGUAUUUUGCCUCCUGUGCCCGAAAAAAUUCCAUCUGCCACAAGAUUGUUUUGAACAAAUUCCGGCUUGAAGCUAACCUGACGUUAACAUGGCAGUUAUCAAGAUGACCAAAACGGGUUUUGGCAAGAUGUGGAUUUGUCAUGAUUAAAUGCUGCUACUUUUUGCUUUGUUCACAUUUUUAUCUCGAGAUGAUUUGAAUUGAAAAAUCUGCUUCUAAAUGUUCAAACCCGUCCACGGCAACACCGUUUGUGCUACUUUUAUUUUUUUUGACAGGUGACCUUCGUAUUUUUGUAUUUCGACUCUGGUACCACCCACUCAGCUGCGUCACGAUAUUAUGGGAUGCCUAUCAGUGCAUGCGCACGUUUAUAAGAUUUCAAAAUAAAGCUGUCUUUACAUGCAA